AUGACGAGACAGUUGGACCAACGCCUCAUCGCGCACGUCCUCGACGAUGCCGUCAAGCAGGAGCCGGAUCGUGUCUGGGCCUCGUACGCCAUCAGCACGGAAAUCGCCAGGGACGGGUUCCGGGACGUCACGAUCGGCCAGCUCGCGAGGGCGGUCGACCGCCUGGCCUGGCGCAUCGAGGCGGCCAUCGGUAAGAGCACCACCUUCGAGACGGUCCUCUACUACGGCCUCCCCGACGUCCGGCACGCCGUCUUCCUCAUGGCGGCCAUCAAGACGGGCCACAAGGUCCUCUUCUGCUCGCACUUCAACAGCCUCGCCUUCAAUCUGAGCCUCUGCGAGCGGACCGACUGCGGCGCCGUCAUGCGCUCCGAAGGCGUCGACGGCCCCGUCGACGCCCUGUUGAGAGCGUGGCCCAUGAAGGAGGCGCUGGUGCCGACCCUGGAUGACCUCUUCAAUGACAACAGCGCCGAGCCGCCUCGGCCGUACCCCUACAACAGGUCGUACGCCGAGGGGGUCGACGACCCGGUCGUCGUCGGCCACACUUCCGGAACCACGGGCCUCCCCAAGCCCGUCACAUGGACCCAAAGGUCGUUCGCCGUCGUCGGCGUCUGGCAGUCGGUCCCCGAUCUCGACGGCAGGCCGUCGGCCGAGAAGCUCCUGCUCGAGUCCCGGCGUUGCUACCAGACGAUGCCCAUCUACCACCCGUUCGGCCUGCUCACCUCCAUCAUCCACCCGCUCCACCGCGGAGGGACCCUCGUGCUGGGGCCCAACUCCCUGGGCCCCAUCACACCGCCCACGCUCGAGCAGAUGUUCGCGCACGCCGAAUUUGACAGCCUGGUUGGCGUCCCGGUCUACCUCGAGAUGAUCGCGCGGUCCCCCUCGAUGCUCAACGUUGUCGGGGAGAAGCUCCGGUUCAUCUACUUCGCUGGCGGCGCCCUCGGCCCGUCCACGGGCAACGCGCUGUCGGCCCGUGUCCGGCUGCACAGCCUCUACGGCUCGACCGAGGCCGGCGCUGCCUUCGGCCACCUCGUCGACCGCGACGACUGGGAGUGGCUCUGCCUCAACGACGACGAGAGCGGGCUCUCGUGGGAGCCGUACGCGGUUGAGGGCGUGGAGGGCAUCCACGAGCUCGUCUUCGUCCGGACGCCGCGGUCCGAGGCUUUCCAGCACGUCUUCUGGCACACGGGCUGCGGCGACGCGUUCCGGACCAACGACCUCUUCGUCAAGCACCCGACCAAGUGGCACCACUGGAGGUUCUACGCACGCAAGGACGACAUGGUCGUGACCAAGUUCGGGUGGAACGUCAACCCUGUCAUCGUCGAGAGGACCGUCGCGCAGCACCCGGCCGUCCGACAUGUUGUCGUCGGCGGCACAGGCCGGCGGAACAUCUGCGCCGUCGUCGACCUCGUGGAUCGCGACGACGAGGCCGCCGCCCCGGCCGACGCGGUGCUGGAGAGCAUUUGGCCCUCUGUAGAGAAGUCCAACGCCUUCAUGGACAAGACGGGUCAGCUGGCGAGGGAGAGAAUCCUGUUCAGCGACAAGGACAGGCCGUUCCCGCUCGCCGGCAAGGGCAACGUCCAGAGGGCGGCUGUCCUCAGGCUGUACGAGAGGGAGAUUGACGACAUGUAUGCGCGGGUCGGAGACGACUGA
Molecule: messenger RNA, 1650 nt
Organism: Colletotrichum destructivum
Lineage: Eukaryota; Fungi; Ascomycota; Sordariomycetes; Glomerellales; Glomerellaceae
Product: Putative AMP-dependent synthetase/ligase domain, AMP-binding, ANL domain-containing protein
Exons: 1
Coding region: 1-1650 (549 amino acids)
Source: RefSeq, a predicted model, not a curated record